Molecule: messenger RNA, 510 nt
Organism: Colletotrichum spaethianum
Lineage: Eukaryota; Fungi; Ascomycota; Sordariomycetes; Glomerellales; Glomerellaceae
Exons: 1
Coding region: 1-510 (169 amino acids)
Source: RefSeq, a predicted model, not a curated record
AUGUACUUCCUACGGACGCUCGCCUUGGUCAUUGCCGGCAUCACGCAGCUUGUUUCGGCGGGCAGGCCCUCUGUGACUCCGCGCCAGGCUCAGCAAAGCCUCAGUGAUGCGCUGUCGAAACAUGCAGACCUCUCGGCUUUCAGCCGGCUCUUGAGCAACUACCCUAGCAUUAUCGAAAAUGUCACAACUGGCGCCAAGAACAAGAUCACACUUCUGGUUCCCACCAACGAUGCAUUGGCCAACUUUCUCAAGCAGUCCAAUGCCAGCGAUACAAGCCAGCUCCCCGUCGACCAGGUCUUGACCAUGUUCAGAUACCACACUCUGGACGCUUCCCUGACGGCCGCGAACUUCAGCUCUCCGAGAGGUAUCACAGUUCCCACAAAGCUUCGAGACGAGCUCUACAACCUGCGAAGCCCUGGCCCUGCCCUUAUCAGCCAGUAUGGCAACGAGGCCCAGGGCAAGUGCUCUACUUUUCACGGGAUACUAUCAACCCUGCAAAGCUGCGAGUGA